AUGCACAAGCGCGCCAAAAGAUCCGCCCGUAGACCAAAUAGCACUCCUCUUCCCUCGCCCCAAGUCCUAGACCUCCAACCCUCAGGAACCCAACCCAUCAUCCGCCAAGGUCGCGAAGCAGUCGUAUACCACAUUCCCAUCUCUACACCCUCCCUGUCUCCACCCUCCUCACCCACGCUAUCCCCGUACAAAACCACAAUCUCCCUCCCCCGCCACUCCGCAUGGACAUCAGGACUGCACUUCCACACCACGCACACCGAAUACCUGCGUCUCCUCCGCGGCGCCAUCUUUAUCUACAUUGAUGGCGAGACCCAAAUUCUGAGCGCGAAAGCAGACGGCAGCGUAGCCAUGUACAGGGACAAGACAGCAAUGAACGAAAGACCUGGCUUACAAGUCAAAGUAAACAAGUACGCGAGACAUAACUGGGGCAGAGCACGAGAGUACCUGUCACGUAAUAGAAGAAUGGGCGUCGUACCGCGUUACCCAGAAGAUAUGGACGACGAAGUUGUGGUGGAGGAGUGGACGGAGCCGGUGGAUUUGGUCAAGCCGCUGUUCUUCUGGAAUCUAAAUGCCGUUGUUUUGGCGCCGCUGGAUGCGCGUCUGGAGGGGAGGAGGAAGAAAGCAGCGAGGUGGGUGUUGGGUGGAUGGUGGGUGUCUUUCCAGCUGUUCACCAUCUUUCAUGAAUUGGAUAACUGGCCUGUUCUUGUUGGGUUGAGGGGUGUGCUGGGUGGGGAGACGGAUUCGCCGCGGGUAGGGAGAUGGAAUCGGAAGAUUGAAGGGGCGGUGGAAUGGUGCAUUAUCAUGACUGUGGUGGGAUUUGCGAGGGCGGUGGGGUGGGUGUUGGGUGUCAAGGCUGUUGAGAAGGAACGGACGCCGGAAGGGUUAUGGGAGGGGUAUCAAAAGAACAGAGCGUGGAAGCAGGGGUGA
Alternaria burnsii is the source of this 927-nucleotide messenger RNA. RefSeq lists its product as uncharacterized. The coding region runs from base 1 to 927 and encodes 308 amino acids. The transcript has a single exon. The record is from RefSeq and is a predicted model, not a curated record. NCBI's taxonomy places the organism in Eukaryota, Fungi, Ascomycota, Dothideomycetes, Pleosporales, Pleosporaceae.